This is a messenger RNA of Bicyclus anynana (squinting bush brown), 2863 nucleotides long. RefSeq lists its product as uncharacterized. Bases 154 to 2397 code for a protein of 747 amino acids. The transcript is spliced from 4 exons. Lineage: Eukaryota; Metazoa; Arthropoda; Insecta; Lepidoptera; Nymphalidae. Gene Ontology annotation, molecular function: protein binding. The record is from RefSeq and is a predicted model, not a curated record.
CCAUUAACUGAUUGUUAACAAAGAAGCACUUAUCUUAUGAGAACUAUGAAGUUAUUACACUCCAAUGAAAAAUAAAAAGAACACUUAUGCGUCCAGUGAAGAUCACCAGUCAGGAAUGCAACAAGACGAAGAAAUGACCAACAUUAUAGCAAAAUGGCUCACAAAUGUUGGCAGACAUGGCUGAAUGUCUUACUCAUAUUCGUGACCACAAUUGCAGCUGACUUCACCACGGAAUGCCAACGCCCUUGUGACUGCAGGUGGCAAUCCGGGAACAAAGCUGCAAUCUGUGCCAACUCCAGUCUGAGGGUCAUACCAGGUAACCUCAGCAGCGACAUCCAAAUACUCGACCUAUCAAACAAUAACCUCCAACAAUUACACCAGGAAGCUUUCAAACGAGUCGGCUUAAGCAACCUCAAGAAACUCUUCCUCAGAGAGUGUAAUAUUGAAGUUAUUCACAAAGCGGCAUUCAUAACUCUAGCCAUCAUGAUAGAACUGGACCUAUCCAAAAACAAAAUAAGACAUCUCCAUCCAGAAACGUUCAAGGGAACGGAGAAAUUGAGAUUGAUCAACUUGAGCAACAAUUUAGUCGAUAAGCUAGAGGACGGCUUAUUCCGCAACUUGAAAUACCUCCAGAAAGUCGAACUGAGCAAUAACCGAAUCGUGAGAAUAGCGACAAAAUCGUUUGUAAACUUACCCCAGUUAAAGAUAUUGAGAAUAGACGGAAACAAUUUGAGUCACAUGAAACCGGAAACUUUGAUGGCGCUCAGAAACUUGUCGGGAUUGGAUCUGCACAACAAUCCGUGGAGAUGCGAUUGCAACUUACAAACGUUCCGGGAUUGGGUGAUCAGCCAUAACUUGUAUACGCCACCCACCUCGUGCGCCGAACCAGCCUCGGUACGCUCCAAACUUUGGAACGAAUUAGACUCUUCAAACUUCGCUUGCCGGCCUACUAUAUUGGAACCCCUUCCAGACUCAACUAUCAAAAGUUAUGAGGAAAACGUGACUCUAAUUUGUAAAGUAGUCGGAAAUCCGACACCAGAAGUUGUUUGGAGGUUUAACGGGAAAACAAUCGAGCCGAGGUCGUUCGGUGAAAUACGGUAUACAGUUACUGAGAAUACUAUGGAUUUGAUUAGGUAUGUAAACUUGACAGUUCUCCACACUAGGUAUAGCGAUAGAGGGAACUAUACUUGUGUUGCUGAGAACCCUGGAGGUAGAGAUGAGAAAACUUUAACACUCGUUCUAUCUAAAUACGGAGGAUCUGGCACUAUAGCUGGUAUGGAUGCUGAUUCCUUUGCCAUUUUAGUGGGAUGUUUGACCUCGAUUGUAAUUAUAAUUGGAGCGGUGUUUGCCGUUUGCUACUUCACGACUCAGAAUACGGAAUUGAAAAGACUGAUCAAGACGGACACUCGCUCAUCUAACGGGGAAGCGUUAAUAGAAGGCUCAGUAGCUUCUGAACCCGAAAAAGGCUGCAAGAUGGAUGUUAAUCCCGUAACUAAGCCUCCUAGGAAGUACGAAGCGCCGGCCCUUUCCGCUGGUACAGAAAUGUCGGAGCUUAACAAGACUUUACUGGAUAAUGACUCCGUUUUAGCAUCAAAUGAAGACCACAGCCGUCCAGAGAAGGAACAACCAAAGAUGUCAAAAGAGUUACUUCUAGAUCGCCUCUCGCAAGAUUCUCAAGCGUAUCCACCAGACUUAUUGUCUUUCCCGCUUAGAGCAACUACCCAAGUGUCACCAGCAGUGGACAUGCCCCAAGCAUCCCACAAACUAGACAGUCCAAAAUCACCAACUUAUGGCAUCGCAUCCAUAAACACAUCCUUAUACAAUAGACUACAGAAUUACCAAGAAAUCCAAUUAACCACAAAAGGUUACGUAACCUUACCAAGGAGACCGAGGUUGAGUUACACGGAAAAUAGUCUAAAACCCCAAGUGUUUUCAACCCUUAACGGAGUAAUACCUUAUUACGACAACUUCAAUAUGAAGCUUUUUGGUCACAAUAACUAUUACAGUCUCAAUAAAAGCGAAAUGGAUUUGGGUCCAGUUAAUAAGUUGGGGUGUUUAGAUAACUCUGAUGAUAUUGAACCAGCCCCAUCGCCAGCGCCGGGGACCCCCCACGCAACGAUACCAAGAAACAGCUUAAGUUCCCCAAACAUACACAACCAGCUUCUAAUGCUGCAAGCGAUGUCGAACGGUCAUAAAAAGUCUUCCGAACAUCGACCUUUGAAAGUAACGCUGACUGAGAACGAAAGUCUUUUGAGUUCGAGGGAUUUGAAAGUUGGGUACAGUGUUACUAAGCCCCGGAUUACUAACCCUGUUCCCAAACCGAGGAAGCGGAAUUCUGGGGACAUCCCCAUAAAGGAACCUUUUAUGAAUACUAUUGAGAACGCAACUCAAGUGUAAAAAUUUUAUUAUAAAUAAUAUUUAAUGUAAUAAUAAUAUUACAAUAUUUAUAUUGGUGACGUUUAACAAAUAUAUAAUGCUGAUUGCAUAUUACAACUGAACUAAACUACGCGAACCGCAUCAGCCUUUUUAAUUUAUUGACGCUGAAAUUUAUUACUGUAAAGAAAUAUUAUUAUAGCACUAGAAGGGCUUGCGUCCGAAACUUUAUCCAUUACGAUAUUUUUCCUGUUCUAAUAUAUUUUAUUAUGCAUAGUAAAAAUUAAUUUUAUGACAUAAAAUAUGAUUUUAAUUAUUUAUAUUAGAUUUAAGCGCAGCACUAGAUAUAUUUAUGUUAUUAAUUUAGAUAUCUUUUUAAUUGCGGGGACAUGCAGUUUGUUUAAUAAUGUGCAAUCAGCUUUAUGAGUUGUCCAUAGAAAUUAAAAAAAUAGUUAACUUGAUUUAUUUACAUCAGACUAUCAUUAUACUU